Messenger RNA from Paramecium tetraurelia, 480 nucleotides. RefSeq lists its product as uncharacterized. The record is from RefSeq and is a predicted model, not a curated record. Gene Ontology annotation, molecular function: cullin family protein binding. The transcript has 4 exons. Lineage: Eukaryota; Ciliophora; Oligohymenophorea; Peniculida; Parameciidae. Gene Ontology annotation, biological process: SCF-dependent proteasomal ubiquitin-dependent protein catabolic process. Gene Ontology annotation, cellular component: cytoplasm; nucleus.
AUGAAAUUUAUCACCUAAGAUGGUCAAGCUUUUGAAAUUACUGAAAAUACAUUAAAAUAUUGUAGUAAGGUUAGUAACAAAAAUACUGAGACAUUAAAUUUAACUUCCAUAAACAGCAGUAUAUUGAAAAAGGUGGUUUAGUAUUGUGAAAUGCAUAAAGGGGAUGAUAUUAUCCCUAAAAUUUAGAAGCCUUUGUUAUCAAAUAACUUGUAUGAAGUCUUGAGUUUUAAAGAUGCUGAAUAUAUUACUAAUCUGGAAUUAGAGGAAUUACUUCAUAUUAUUUAAGCUGCAGAGUUUCUUGGUAUAAAUACAUUAGUAGAUCUAUCUUGUGCACAGUUUGCUAUGAAAAUAAGAGGAAAAAGUUCUGAAUAUAUAAAAUCCUGCCUCUCUCCUAAAAUGCAUAAAACAGAUGAAGAAUUUUAGAUGUAAAGAGAUAAUGAAAAUUUGGUCAAAAUAUAGCCAAUGCAAAGUUCAGAUUGA